Tympanuchus pallidicinctus (lesser prairie-chicken) is the source of this 1367-nucleotide messenger RNA. Its product is annotated as ras GTPase-activating-like protein IQGAP1. Gene Ontology annotation, cellular component: cytoplasm; nucleus. Gene Ontology annotation, molecular function: GTPase activator activity; actin filament binding; calmodulin binding. The record is from RefSeq and is a predicted model, not a curated record. Gene Ontology annotation, biological process: regulation of actin cytoskeleton organization; regulation of GTPase activity. NCBI's taxonomy places the organism in Eukaryota, Metazoa, Chordata, Aves, Galliformes, Phasianidae.
AGCUUUUCAUUCACUGCUCUUGUCAUAGAUGCUUACGUGUAUUGGAACAGUCUGUGCUUCUGCACUGCAGUGUUGAGGCGCUGUCUGUCUUUGUGGUGUUGGCUUUUGUGGACACGUGCUGUGUGGGAACUGCUGAGUCAUGGCCUGAACCUCUGACUGAUCACCUGAGGUGAGCAGUGAGUCAGGCAGAGGAGCACAGGUGAAGGCAAUGCAGCUGUGCUGCUGGAAGGGGUGCAGCCAGGCUACAGCCCUCCUAGACCUGUUUAAGAGCUGGCUACCAGUGGGGAAGGAUCUCGUCUGGAGAUCUGCUCUGCUGGAGUUUUGUAAGUGAGCCCAGGAUAGGGACUACUCCAACGUACUUGGCCAAGCUGCUUUUGCAGAUGCCUCAAAACAAACCCACAGAGUUCAUGGAUUCAGCCAUCUUCACGCUGCAUAACUACGCAUCCAGUCAGAGAGAGGAAUCUCUGCUGUUGCGGCUGUUGCAAACAGCAUUGCAGGAAGAGAUCAAUUUUGAGAUGCGCUCUUUCAACCGUGGUGCCCGUGGUCAGAACGCACUGAGGCAGAUCUUGGCCCCAGUUGUGAAGGAAAUAAUUGAGGACGAAUCGCUCAACGUCAGAACGGAUCCAGUGGAUAUUUACAAGUGCUGGGUGAACCAGAUGGGAUCUCAGAAUGGUGAGGCCGGCAAGUUGCCGUACGAUGUUACACCUGAACAAGCUCUUAAUCACGGUGAGGUGAGGAUGCACCUGGAUGCCUCAAUCCGAGAUGUGAAGGCAGUGACAGACAAGUUCCUGUCUGCCAUCGUUGUUCAGCUGACCAAAUCCCAUAAUUACGGGAUGCGUUUCAUCGCCAAGGUACUGAAAGACUCCCGGCAUGACAAGUUUCCUGAUGCUGGCGAGGAUGAGCUGCUGAAGAUUGUUGGCAACUUACUCUAUCACCGCUACGUGAAUCCGGCCAUGGUGGCACCGGAUGCAUUUGACCUAAUGGAUCUUUCAGCUGGAGGGCAGCUGACUGCAGAUCAACGAAGAAACCUUGUUGUUGCAAAGAUGCUGCAGCAUGCUGCGUCCAGCAAGAUGCUCAUGGGAGACGGUGCACACCUGAGCAUCGUGAAGGAAUACUUGUCACAGUCAUCCCAGAAAUUCAGACGCUUAUUUCAGGUUGCUUGUGAGGUUCCUGAAUUGCAGGAUCAAUUCAGUAUUGAUGAAUAUUCUGGCUUCCUUCCUUGUCUAUCCCUUCUGCAGAGCUUAUAGCCAUCAAUCUCAACGCUCCAGUCAUGGGAGCAGUCCCACCAUGUUUCAGUAACAGCAGCUAGAUCGUAGUUAGCCUGGUGCACAAUGGCUUCCAGUUCCUCCUGCUUGUUGCUCAUGCUG